Molecule: messenger RNA, 682 nt
Organism: Colletotrichum acutatum
Lineage: Eukaryota; Fungi; Ascomycota; Sordariomycetes; Glomerellales; Glomerellaceae
Exons: 3
Coding region: 428-637 (69 amino acids)
Source: RefSeq, a predicted model, not a curated record
GAGAGAGAGAGAGAGAGAGAGCCCGAAGUGAAGGGGUGGCCCCCGGACAGAACCGUGGGCCACGCACCCUCUCAAACUUCGGGUUCCUAGAUAACUUUCUUCCUCGUGCCCUGUCACUUUUUUUUCUUUCUUUCUGUUGGUUCCUUUUUUAAAUAAAACGGUCCAUCGCCUGUUUUGCGCGUUCAUUGUGGCUUGUGUCCCAGGUGUGAUUUGUUUCUGUCUCUUGCACACACUUAUGAGCCAGCGUCAACUCGACUUAGACCAUACAACGACACCUUCGUUUCUGUCAACCACGAACGAGUAAACGGUUUUCGGAUAGAACUCGCGCGCAGGGUUUUUAACAAGUCUUCCGAUUGAAUACGUACACACGUCAAAGAACGAUUUCCCGCCUUCGUAAUCCUUAAUCGCACACACGCGCGCAGAAGCAAUGUCGUCCCAGAUCGAGUACAAUCAGAUGCCAAGAGAGCCUGCGCCAGCCGUGCUCUCCGAACACAAGAUCAGCUCUCAGCAACCUGGCCUGAACCAGCCGAUGACGAUGGAUCAAUCAGCGAACCUGCGAGGCGGCGGCGAUGGCGGAUGCUGGAAAUGCUACGUGGAUCUUUCUUCGACGCCUACCUUAGAGCACACAAAUGGCUGACGUUACAAUCCUCUUUCGAUAGGCUGUCUGCUGCGGUCUCUGCGC